Molecule: messenger RNA, 786 nt
Organism: Beta vulgaris subsp. vulgaris (sugar beet)
Lineage: Eukaryota; Viridiplantae; Streptophyta; Magnoliopsida; Caryophyllales; Amaranthaceae
Product: dehydration-responsive element-binding protein 2D
Exons: 1
Coding region: 1-786 (261 amino acids)
Biological process (GO): response to stress; positive regulation of DNA-templated transcription
Cellular component (GO): nucleus
Molecular function (GO): DNA-binding transcription factor activity; transcription cis-regulatory region binding
Source: RefSeq, a predicted model, not a curated record
AUGUUGAAGUCUAAGCUAGGCUUAGGGGAGAAGAAACAGGGUAAAAAACAUCAGGUAUGUCAUGCGAGCUCUAGGAAGGGUUGUAUGAGGGGCAAAGGGGGACCUGAGAAUGCCCUUUGCACCUACAAGGGUGUCCGCCAGCGAACCUGGGGGAAAUGGGUAGCUGAGAUUCGCGAGCCUAAUCGUGGGGCUCGCCUUUGGCUUGGCACCUUCAACACCUCUCAUGAAGCCGCCUUAGCCUAUGAUGCAGCUGCCCGUAAGCUCUAUGGUUCUGAUGCUAAGCUUAACUUGCCUGAGCUUUACCCACCCCAGCUUCCCAGCAUGACACAAGUGCAAGUUCAAGCUCAGGCACAAGCGAAGGCAGCACAGGCGCAGGCUCAAGCACAGGCUCAGGCUCAGGCUCAGGCUCAGACUCAGGCUCAGAUACCAUGUUAUCAGAACGGCUACAACGCAGGUUGCUCAUCUGACAACAGCUCACUUUCUGGGGCAAGUGAUAUUAGUUUCCCCACUGAGGAGACAAAUUCCAUAUCUACAAACACUGAUAGCGCUACCACUAGUUCUGAGAGCUUUGGUGAGAAUGAAGUUGGGAUUAAUCAUGGUCUCUGGGAGAAUCCCAACCCAAGUUUGCCGGAGCUCGACGACACCUUGUGGGCUGAGACUGCUAUGACCCUCGGAUUUCCACCAUCUGUCAUCGAGCCGCAGCCAGAAUUUCUACUCUCUGACGGGCAUGGGUUGUUGUCCGGCAACUUAUGUGAUGAUAGCUUCCAGUUUCUUUGGUCUUCUUAG